AUGACUGUGAACACAGCGCUCAUUGACCAAGCUUUUGCCUCUAAUUCUUCCUUGAGGAAAAGAGUCUACGACGCAAUCGGCACGUUAAUCUGCUGCUCCGCCGGCUUGUUCGAGGACAUCGCCCAGUACCACCUAACCCAUCAACCUUCCAAUGGGGUGAACGACAUUGAACCAGCCUCCAAGAAGCGCAAGCUUGCCAAUGGCUCUCUUCCCAUCGCCUCCAACUCGGCCUCUGCACCUCGAGAAGUCAUACUCGAAGCACGCGAUCUGUCCUUCUCCCUUCCUCAGCGCAAGAAGCUACACUUGGGUGUGGCACAAUAUGGCACGGACAUCAAUGCCGCAUCGACAAAGUUUGUAAUCUAUACCCGCAACCCCGCGAGCAAUGAAGUCGAUAUGGAAGUUCCUCUUGACCAAUUCGCCUACGCGCUGAAGCUGCCAGUGCCUGAAAAAGCAGCAAAGCAAUACAACUAUGUCUUGCUCCCAAGGUCGGAUGCGAAGGAUUCGGAACCCAUAAUAUGGGCGGUCAACCACGGUCCUCUGAAGUCCUGUCACAUCUCCAAUGACACACUUGCAAAGCUUGCGUCCGACCCAGACACGGCACUCGAUGCCGCACUGGACUUUGUCUUGAAGAAAGUUGGAAUUCAACUCACGUUGCCCUCCGCUGACGAAUUCGCGAGCGCUAAGCCCGAGUCACACCGCAAGAACGAUCAGGCAUACCAUGUCAAGGCGUUCAGGGGGUCCAAAGAUGGAUUUCUGUUCUUCUUGCACAACGGAAUAUUCUUCGGCUUCAAGAAGCCGCUUUCAUUCUUCGCGUUCGAGGACAUUGUAUCAAUAUCAUAUACGAGCGUGUUGCAGCGCACGUUCAACCUGAACAUAGCCUAUGGAGGCGCAGACGAUGGCGAUGCCCAACAGGAAGUCGAGUUCUCCAUGCUGGACCAGGCUGACUUCCCGGGUAUUGACGCUUACAUCAAACGCCAUGGGCUCCAGGAUGCUUCUCUGGCAGAGUCACGGAGGGCACAGAAGAUCAAGGCGCCCGGUGCGGCAGGAAAAGCUGCAGUUGCAGGCGAUGAGGCGGAUAGUGACGAGAACGAUACGAGGACCGAGUUGGAAAAGGCACAGCAGCAAUUAGAAGACGAAGAAGACGAGGAAGAAGAAGAUUAUGAUCCUGGCAGUGACGGCGAGAGUGAAGGAAGUGGAGACAGCGACGAGGAUGACGACGAGGAGUAUGAGCGCGAAAGACGAAAGUUGAAAGGAAAAAACCUAGUAGCUGAAGAGCUAGGAAGCGAGGCAGAGGAUGUUAGUGUGACUGAAGAAGAAGAUGAAGGGGAGAGAGAGGGAGAGGGAGCAGAAGGUGAAGGUAAAGAUGAAGAUGAAGAUGAAGACAUGGAGGAGCAAGAGGAAGAGGUUGCCGAUGAAGAAGUCCAAGAGAUCGAGCAAGAUAAGCAAGGGUUUGAAAUCGGUCAACACGUCAGGGCUCACGGAUUCAGCGCCGUGGCCCCUGCCGCACAUAACGGUAUGUGGGAUGGUAUGCCGGAUCCAGAAGACGAUGACCAGUUGUGA
This is a messenger RNA of Exophiala spinifera, 1560 nucleotides long. RefSeq lists its product as uncharacterized. NCBI's taxonomy places the organism in Eukaryota, Fungi, Ascomycota, Eurotiomycetes, Chaetothyriales, Herpotrichiellaceae. Gene Ontology annotation, molecular function: histone binding; nucleosome binding. Bases 1 to 1560 code for a protein of 519 amino acids. The record is from RefSeq and is a predicted model, not a curated record. The transcript has 2 exons.